GUAAAUGUGAGUCGGGUCUGUGGGGAAACGAGUGAUUUUCUAAGUGGAGUGAGUGCUGCGUAAAGAGCAGAAUGAGUAAGAAAGAUCCGCAGGGUGUCGCCGUCAUUCUCGACUACAUGAACGAAAAUAACCGGCCGUACAGCGCGCAGGAUGUGUUCGGGAACCUGCAGAAGCAGCUCGGCCUCGGCAAGACGGCUGUGGUUAAGGCUAUGGAGCAGUUGGCACAGCAGGGGAAAAUCAAGGAGAAGGUGUACGGCAAACAGAAGAUCUACUUUGCAGAUCAGUCCCAGUUUGCGGACGUGAGCGAUGCGGAUCUCGGGGACCUGGACGGCCGCAUCGCAGAGCUCAACUCCCAGGUGCAGACUGUGACGCAGAGCUGCAAAAAGCUGGACGCAGCGCUGAAGGAGCUCCAGAGCUCCCUGACAACAGAGGAAAUGACGAAGGAGGUCGAGGAGCUGAAGCAGGAGUGUUGUGCGUGCAGGGAGCGGUUGAAGGGAAUUAAAUCAGCGGACAAUCACGUUACGCCAGAGGAGAAAGAGAAGGUUUACAAGGAGAGAAAUGCUUACCUAAAGGAGUGGAAGAAAAGAAAGAGAUUGGCAUCGGAUAUGAUUGAUUCCAUUUUGGAGGGAUACCCUAAGAGCAAGAAACAAUUUCUGGAGGAAGUUGGAAUAGAGACAGACGAAGACUGUAAAGUGAACAUGCCGAGCGUGUGACGGAACAAUUCUACUGUUGUACGCUAUAGUUACGCUUCAUCUGCUGGCGAUACUUCCGGUUUAAAAAGGGCGGCUUUAUUCCAUUUGUGUUCACGUGUCGUCUUCUACCACUAUGGUUUUUUUUUUUCGCUUUUGAGUUUCACUGAAAAAUCUAAAUGUACAGUAUACAGUAAAAGGAGCACCUGUAAACAAAUAAACAGUUGUUUAUUUGCAAUUACAAAUAUUGAUAUAAAAAUACUUUAUCAGAACAUGAAAAAUGGCCUUGUUUGUAUUUACUGAUAGAAAUAAGGCCAUUUAAGAAAUUUUAUUUGUACAAAAUUCUCAACACAGAACAGUAAUGAUCAGACACUCAACAAUCUUCAAAAAUUACCAUACAGCACAGAUGCUUGAAAAGUAAACUGAAGCCUUGCAGAACAAUCCUUGUGAACAUAUUGAUUUACAUUCUUUGCUUUUCAGUAGACAGUCCCGGG
Molecule: messenger RNA, 1183 nt
Organism: Scleropages formosus (Asian bonytongue)
Lineage: Eukaryota; Metazoa; Chordata; Actinopteri; Osteoglossiformes; Osteoglossidae
Gene: psmc3ip
Product: PSMC3 interacting protein
Exons: 9
Coding region: 72-713 (213 amino acids)
Biological process (GO): homologous chromosome pairing at meiosis; meiotic strand invasion involved in reciprocal meiotic recombination; meiotic joint molecule formation
Cellular component (GO): DNA recombinase auxiliary factor complex; condensed nuclear chromosome
Molecular function (GO): recombinase activator activity; double-stranded DNA binding
Source: RefSeq, a predicted model, not a curated record